Molecule: messenger RNA, 108 nt
Organism: Penicillium arizonense
Lineage: Eukaryota; Fungi; Ascomycota; Eurotiomycetes; Eurotiales; Aspergillaceae
Exons: 2
Coding region: 1-108 (35 amino acids)
Source: RefSeq, a predicted model, not a curated record
AUGGUCCCAAGCGGCGCAAGCAAGCUCGGCGCGAAUGGUCAUUUCGGCCCUCUUGAACUUGCAUUCGCGCCCCAGCGAACGCAGAAAGAACGGUUCGCCAAAUCUUGA